CUGAACGCGGCCCGGCGGAAGCGACAAGCCGGCGCCGGCCGCGUCCGCUACAAAGACGACACGCACACGCCCACAUCCCUCUCCCACUCUCACUCCCGCCGGCUCCCACCACCACCACCACCACCGCACACGCCCUCCAUCGCUUCCCCAUCCUCCGCCGCAUUGCGCCGAUCGCAUGCUGCUCUCCCUCGCCCCGCCCCGCCUGCUACCCCGCCUCCCCUCCCCGGCGACCGCCACCGCAACCACUGCCCGGCCCCGCGCCCUCGCCCUCGCCCCGCGCCGCGCGCUCUCCUCGGCCGCCAGAACCGCCGCUCCUCCGCUCCGCGCGGUGGUCUCCGAACGGGCUGUUGACGGGAUGGCGCCGGCGGCGGCGGGGCUGGAGGGGCGGCCGCUCCGGGUGGGGCUCGUGUGCGGCGGGCCCUCCGCCGAGCGGGGCAUCUCGCUCAACUCCGCGCGCUCCGUGCUCGAUCACAUCCAGGGUGAGGACUUGUUGGUGAGCUGCUACUACAUCGACUGUGGCAUGAACGCGUUCGCGAUCUCGCCAGCCCAGCUGUACUCCAACACCCCUUCCGAUUUCGAUUUCAAGCUUGAAAGUCUAGCACAAGAAUUUUCCACCCUAUCUGAAUUUGCGGAACAUCUUGCUGCCAAUGUUGACAUUGUCUUCCCAGUGAUACAUGGGAAAUUUGGUGAAGAUGGUGGUAUUCAGGAGCUUUUGGAGAAAGCAAAUGUUCCAUUUGUUGGGACGCCCUCUAAUGAAUGCCUCCGUGCUUUUGACAAGCAUAAUGCAUCGCUCGAGCUCGACGCUCAAGGUUUCUUAACAGUACCAAACUUUCUUGUAGAGAAGGAUAAAUUGGCUAAGUCACAAUUGGAGGAAUGGUUUGGAAGCAUCAAUUUGAAUAAAGAAAAUGGCAAAGUGAUUGUCAAACCUACGAGAGCUGGAUCAAGCAUCGGUGUAGUUGUCGCUUAUGGUGCUAAUGAGGCAGCUGAGAAAGCCGAGGGAAUAUUUUCAGAGGGAAUUGAUGAUAAGGUUAUCAUCGAAGUUUUUCUUGAAGGGGGCUGUGAGUUUACAGCCAUUGUUCUUGAUGUUGGGACAGCUAAUAAUAGUGAGCCUAUCGUUUUGCUUCCAACGGAAGUUGAGCUUCAGUCAUCAAUUUCUAGUGAUAUUCAGGAGGAUACAAUAUUUAACUACCGUAGGAAGUACCUUCCAACUCAACAGGUUGCUUAUCAUACACCUCCACGGUUUCCGGCAGAGGUGAUAGAUUGCAUAAGAAAAGGAGUAUCCCUUUUAUUUCGCCACUUUGGCCUGCGUGACUUCGCUAGGAUAGAUGGUUGGUUCUUACCAAGUCCUGCUACUUCUCUGCCCUCGUCUGAAAACGGUGUUAAAUUUGGAAAUACAGAGUAUGGUGCUGUCCUUUUCACUGAUAUUAACUUGAUAAGUGGGAUGGAGCAAACCAGUUUCUUAUUUCAACAAGCUUCAAAGGUUGGAUUCUCUCACUCUCGAAUCCUCCGUACAAUUGUUCAGCGUGCUUGCUCACGUUUUCCUUCCCUUGUUUCAAGCAAUAAUGCAUGGACUGCUUUAUCCAGAAAAAUGCAAUCUGCAAAACAAGCAGAGAUAAUCCAAAAUGGCACAUGCAAGCAGAAGGCAUUUGUAAUAUUUGGUGGCGAUACUUCAGAGCGGCAAGUAUCUCUUAUGAGUGGCACAAAUGUCUGGCUUAAUUUGCAAGGGUUCGAUGAUCUUGAUGUGACACCGUGCUUGCUUGCACCUUCAAGUGGAUGUUCUUCCCACAACCAAGAUCUCAGCAAAAGUUCACGCGAUGUUUGGACACUGCCAUAUUCUUUAGUGUUACGACAUACCACUGAAGAAGUUCAUGCUGCAUGUUUCGAAGCAAUUGAACCAGAGCGGGUUGAAAUAACAUCUCGCUUACGUGAUCAAGUAAUGAAAGAACUUCAACAAGCAUUAAGCAAGCAAGAUUGGUUUGCGGGCUUUGACAUCACUGAUGAACAACCUAUCAAAUACUCCCUGCAACAGUGGAUUGAUUAUGUUAAAGAAGCUAAAGCUGUAGUGUUCAUAGCAGUUCAUGGUGGUAUUGGGGAGGAUGGCACCAUUCAAUCGCUAUUGGAAUCUGCAGGAGUUCCUUACACAGGGCCAGGACCAAUAGCUUCUAGAACAUGCAUGGACAAAGUUGCAACUUCACUUGCUGUUGAUCAUUUGGCUAGUUAUGGCAUUCACACUAUACCAAAGGAUGUAAGAGCAACAGAAGAGCUACUAAAGUCAUCUCUUGUUGAUAUCUGGAAUGACCUGAAAGCAAAAUUACAAACAGAAACGGUAUGUGUGAAACCUGCUCGUGAUGGAUGCUCAACUGGUGUGGCAAGAUUGCGAUGUCCAGAGGACCUAGAAGUCUAUGCAAAUGCGCUGAGGGGAAAGCUUCCGCGUCUGCCUGCUAACUGUCUAUCCAGGGCACAUGGAGUUAUUGAGAUGCCAGUCCCUCCUCCGGAGUCACUGAUAUUCGAACCAUUUAUCGAAACCGACGAAAUUAUUAUCUCAAAUAAAUCAAGGAAGGAUAGUACCCGCCAUCUGGUAUGGAAGGGCGAAAAUGAGUGGCUUGAAGUGACUGUUGGUGUGGUCGGCAAACGUGGGGAGAUGCAUUCAUUGAAUCCAAGCAUCACAGUCAAAGAAAGUGGUGAUAUUUUGUCUCUUGAAGAGAAAUUUCAAGGUGGAACUGGAAUCAACUUGACACCACCUCCGGCAACAAUUAUGAGUGAGGAUGCGCUAGAGAAGUGCAAAAAGUGUAUCGAGAUGAUGGCGAACACAUUGGGUUUGGAGGGUUUUUCACGCAUCGACGCAUUUGUUAAUGUGCGUAGCGGAGAGGUGCUGUUGAUAGAGGUGAACACCGUACCUGGGAUGACUCCGUCCACAGUUCUGAUUCACCAGGCACUCACGGAGGAACCGCCCAUCUACCCCCACAAGUUCUUCAGAACGCUCCUCGACCUGGCGUUUGCAAGGGCAGAGUAGCUAGAAAUACUAUACAGUACUGCCCCACAGGUCUCUUGCCAGAUGAACUCGUCGAUUUCAGUGCAAAUAAGGUCGUUUUAUCACCAUUUAUCGAUCUGUAUCAUGCAACUGCCAAUGUAUGCAAGUGACUGUUAUGUCGGUGUGAAAAACCGUGUGAAAAGUUUGUGUCA
This is a messenger RNA of Triticum urartu, 3183 nucleotides long. Its product is annotated as D-alanine-D-alanine ligase family. The record is from RefSeq and is a predicted model, not a curated record. Lineage: Eukaryota; Viridiplantae; Streptophyta; Magnoliopsida; Poales; Poaceae. Gene Ontology annotation, molecular function: metal ion binding; ATP binding; D-alanine-D-alanine ligase activity. Gene Ontology annotation, cellular component: chloroplast.